CUCACUGCUGCAAUCCGGCUCGUGGUGGGAUGUUGCUGCCCCCAGUACGGUUAGUUCAUUCAUACGAUGCAGAGCGCAACGAUGGGCUCCUCGAAGCUUACCGUAGCCGAAGUGAGCGAGUCCUUACAGCGGUUUGGCAUCGCGGACUAUAUAGUUUUCGUGGCUAGCUUGUUAGUAUGUGUAGUGAUCGGUGUGUACUUUGGGUGGAAAGAUUGGAGCGUUCAGCGGGAACGGAAACAGAACGUAAGGCGUGGAUCGGAAGCGCUCAACUAUCUGGUCGGUGGGAGAAAGAUGAAAAUUUUCCCAGUUGCGAUGUCCCUGAUUGCUAGCUUCAUUUCCGGCAUUGCGGUCAUGGGUGCGUCUACCGAGACGUAUCUGCACGGUACUCAGUUUUGUUACAUCUUCACCGGGAUCAUGCUGAUGGCGGUUAGCAUGAACUUCAUCUUUCUGCCUGUGUACCAGGGACUGGAAAUAACGUCUGCCUAUGCCUACCUGCAGCUGAGGUUCGAUCGCAGAAUAAGGUUGCUUGGCUCUGGCCUGUUUACGCUGGCAACGCUUCUUCAUCUUCCAAUCGUUAUUUACGUCCCGGCGUUGGCAUUCAAUCAAGUGUCUGGUGUAAACGUACACAUUGUAUCCACCAGCGUUUGCAUGGUGUGCAUAUUUUACACCUUGGUGGGUGGCAUUAAAGCGGUCGUCUGGACGGAUGUGAUACAAAUGUUAAUUAUGAUUGGCGCCCUGAUCCUGAUCGUUGUCAAAGGAACAGCCGACAUAGGUGGUCUAGGUGUGCUGAUCGAAAGGAACAUGGCAAGUGGACGGUUUGAGGCUCCAAAUUUCAGCUUGGAUCCCACCGAGAGGCACACAAUUUGGGCCAUCUUUAUUGGUGGCGGAAGCUUCUGGAUGGGCAAAAACGCUAUCCAUCAGAUGAUGAUCCAACGCUAUCUGGCGCUGCCUACGUUUCGCGAUGCACAGAAAGCCCUGGUGUGCUUCACGGUGGGCAUAAUUCUACUCCUGAUGACCUGUUUCUACAAUGGGCUGCUGAUAUAUGCCACAUUCUACGACUGUGAUCCACUGACCACGGGAUUGGCGAAGGCGAAGGACCAGCUGCUACCGGUACUGCUGAUGAAAGUGCUCGGCAACUAUCCCGGACUGGCGGGACUGUUCGUAUCCGGCAUUUUCAGUGCGUCGCUUAGUUCACUCUCCACCGGGCUUAAUUCGCUAUCGGCCAUAAUGUUGGAAGAUUUCGUGAAACCUUUCGCAAGGCAGCCGUUGAGCGAACGCAGCACACGGUACAUCAUGCGUGGCACCGUGCUGGCCUUUGGCAUCGUUGCGGUCGUGCUGGUACUGGUGGUAGAAAAGCUUGGUACCGUGCUGCAACUUUCGAUGAGCCUGGUUCCGAUUUCGUUAGGCCCACUGUUGGGGUUGUUUCUGCUGGGAAUGUUGCUACCGUGGGUUGAUUCGACUAGCGCCCUCGGUGGAGCUAUAUGUGGAUUGUUCACCAUGUCGUACAUUGUCAUUCGAGCACAAAUAGCGGUAGCUGCAAAAGAGAUGCCAAUACUCGCGAAACCCGUAUCGGUGGAAGGGUGCGAGUAUGAGUUCGAGCUGCCACCAGGAUACAACACAACCUCAACGCUUCCUACGCCACCGAUCGAAAAGUCUAUCCAUCACGUGUCCUACCUGUUCUACACCUUCAUCGGUGCCGUGACGACCGUUCUCGUGGGUUCCAUUACUGCCGCCAUCUUGCGACGUCAGCAGCCGGGCAAACUAGAUCCGCUGCUGCUUGCUCCGUUUGUUAGAAAGAUAUAUUUCCCAGAGUCCAUACCACGUACUAUCGUCACUACGCACACCUUUAAUAAAGAGGAUACCGAACUGUACGUUGUUGUUGUUGGUUCUCGAGUAGCAUGCGUCAUGCCUUAUCCAUCUCUCGAUCGGAUUACACGUGAAAGUGGCGUUCGGUGGGGAUGAUCAAAAGUCAAGAGGUUGUCUUAUCAUAUCUGUUU
This is a messenger RNA of Anopheles stephensi (Asian malaria mosquito), 1997 nucleotides long. Its product is annotated as sodium-coupled monocarboxylate transporter 1-like. Gene Ontology annotation, biological process: sodium ion transport; transmembrane transport. Gene Ontology annotation, cellular component: membrane. The transcript is spliced from 5 exons. The coding region runs from base 67 to 1962 and encodes 631 amino acids. The record is from RefSeq and is a predicted model, not a curated record. Gene Ontology annotation, molecular function: symporter activity. Lineage: Eukaryota; Metazoa; Arthropoda; Insecta; Diptera; Culicidae.